Quercus robur (English oak) is the source of this 1866-nucleotide messenger RNA. RefSeq names its product 2-hydroxyisoflavanone dehydratase-like. Gene Ontology annotation, molecular function: hydrolase activity. NCBI's taxonomy places the organism in Eukaryota, Viridiplantae, Streptophyta, Magnoliopsida, Fagales, Fagaceae. The record is from RefSeq and is a predicted model, not a curated record. The transcript has 4 exons. Bases 339 to 1421 code for a protein of 360 amino acids.
UACAAAGACGGGUAUAAAUGCACUUUCACAAAAUCCAAACCUCAAAUAUUAUAUGGAAAGGACUCUCUAUCACAUAUCACAGAUAAAUAAUAUAUUGAGGAGUUGUUCGGUUCCCUAUUCUAAUUUCCACCAGGACAGCCUCGACAAAAUAAACAAAGAAACUUGAUAUAUAUGCAUUUGGUUAACAUGACCGACUGUGAUGGGAUUUAUACGCUGAUGCAAUGCUAAGGUAGUACUUAAAUUCAAGCCACUGAACAUAACCAAGUUAGGAAAUAGCAGUUGAGCUUUGCACAACCCUGCUAUAUAUCACAAAAUAUUUGCGUCUCCCACUCCAAAAUAUGGCUUCCAAUGACAAGGAGGUGGCUAUUGAGUUUCUUCCGCUCCUCCGAGUCUACAAGGAUGGUUCAGUUGAGCGAUUAAUAGUCUCACCAAUUGUGCCACCCUCAUUUGAGGACCCAGAAACGGGUGUGUCUUCAAAAGACAUCACUAUUUCUGAAAACCCCACCAUUUCAGCUAGGCUUUACCUCCCAAAACUUACUCAACCCAAUCGAAAAUUGCCCAUCUUGGUCUACAUCCAUGGUGGAGCUUUUGUUAUAGGAUCCGCCUUCUCCUCUGACCACCAACAGUACCUCAAUAGUUUGGUCUCUCAAGGUCAUGUUGCUGCUGUAACAGUUGCGUAUAGGCUAGCUCCUGAGCACUCUCUUCCCAUUGCUUAUGAAGAUUCCUGGGCUGCAAUUCAAUGGGUUGUAUCACUCUCUCUGGAUAACUAUGUUGAUAAAGAGCCAUGGCUGGCAAAUCAUGGUGACUUUAAAAGAGUUUUUGUUGGUGGUGACAGUGCAGGAGCUAAUAUUGCCUAUAAUAUGACCAUGCGAGCUGGGAUUGAGGGCUUGCACGGUGGUGUUAAGAUUUUAGGCACUUUUCUUACCCACCCUUUCUUCUGGGGUUCAAAGCCAAUAGGUUCAGAGCGUAGGGUAGAAAAUAAGAAGUCUUUCCUCUGUAGGCUUUGUGAGUAUAUAUAUCCAGAAGCACCUGAUGGCAUUGAUUACCCAAAGAUGAAUCCGUUGGGUCCAAGAGCACCAAGCUUGGCUAAACUUGGGUGUGAUCGGUUGCUUGUGACUGUUGCAGAAAAAGAUCAGCUGAUAGAUAGGGGUGUUUGGUUCUAUAAUGCAGUGAAGGAAAGCGGAUGGGAAGAAGUGGAAUUGGUUGAAGUGGAGGGAGAGGAUCAUGCCUUCCAUUUUAUGCAUUUUGGGAGUGAGAACGCUAAGAAUUUGAUCAAAUGUGGAGUUUGGGUUUGGUUAAAUCAUUGGAGCUUGCGACCCCAAAUUCUUUGGCCCGCAGUGAAGAGGCUUUUAAAGGCCUUUGUAUUAAAGGAUUUGAGGAUCGUUAAUGGCAUGUUGUGUCUAUGGAGGGCUAUAGUAUAAUUACAAUUCCAAUGUCACAGAAGCUGAAAUGGAGUUCACUGUACAAAAGCUGCCAACGCAAUUUUGUGUCCAAAAUACUCUCUACUGGCAAUGACAAACAUUUGGGUCAGUAAUGAACUUGAGGUAGGACAUUCAUUUUGUGAUAUUAAUGGUAACAGAUCAUAGAGAACACAUAUCUUGAAGAGCUAAGGGAAAAUAGAGAGGAAUAGAUGUUGCCAUUAAAUGAAUGCAAAAUAGUUAUUUUACGUGUUGCUCAUUGGAGCAAUGAGCAAGGAAGAUUGUUGAGAUUUCUUUCCUUCGAUGGUUCUAUCAAGUGAAAGUUAAUGAUUAAUUGUAAGGAUAUGAACGAGUCAAUUAUGAAAGUUUCAAUUGCAAUGUGAAAGUCAAGGUGCCUAUUUAACAUUUCAUUUAUUUUACAUGAAUUGUGAUCUAGAACCAUGGGAAA